GGACAAAAAUGCCUCUGACUGUAUUUUUACUUAGGGGUAUUGUGGGUUUCCUCUGGAGCUGCUGGUUUCUAGUGGGUUAUGCAAAAGGAGGCUUGGGAGACAAUCAUGUUCACUCCAGUUUUAUUUAUAGAAGACUACGGAAUCAUGAAAGACGGGAAAUACAGAGGGAAAUUCUCUCUAUCUUGGGUUUACCUCAUAGACCCAGACCAUUUUCACCUGGAAAACAAGCAUCCUCAGCACCUCUCUUUAUGCUGGACCUGUACAACGCCAUGGCCAAUGAAGAAAAUCCCGAAGAGUCGGAAUACUUGGUGAGGGCAUCACUGGCAGGAGAAACAAGAGGAGCAAGAAAGGGAUACCCAGCCUCUCCCAAUGGCUAUACUCAUCGCAUACAGUUAUCUCGAACGACUCCCCUGACCACCCAGAGUCCUCCUCUUGCCAGUCUACAUGAUACCAAUUUUCUGAAUGAUGCUGACAUGGUCAUGAGCUUUGUCAAUUUAGUUGAAAGAGACAAGGAUUUUUCUCACCAGCGAAGGCAUUAUAAAGAAUUCCGGUUUGAUCUUACACAAAUUCCUCAUGGAGAAGCCGUGACGGCAGCUGAAUUCCGGAUAUAUAAGGACCGUAGCAACAAUCGGUUUGAAAAUGAAACAAUUAAGAUUAGCAUAUAUCAGAUCAUCAAGGAAUACACAAAUAGGGAUGCAGAUCUGUUCUUACUAGACACAAGAAAGGCCCAGGCUUUAGAUGUGGGUUGGCUUGUUUUUGAUAUCACUGUGACCAGCAAUCAUUGGGUGAUUAAUCCACAGAACAAUUUGGGCUUACAGCUCUGUGCAGAAACAGGAGAUGGGCGCAGUAUCAACGUAAAAUCUGCUGGUCUCGUGGGAAGACAUGGACCUCAGUCAAAACAACCAUUCAUGGUGGCCUUUUUUAAGGCAAGUGAGGUACUUCUUCGAUCUGUGAGAGCAGCCAACAAAAGGAAAAAUCAAAACCGCAAUAAAUCCAGCUCUCAUCAGGACUCAUCCAGAAUGUCCAGUGUUGGAGAUUAUAAUACAAGUGAACAAAAACAAGCCUGUAAGAAACAUGAACUUUAUGUAAGUUUCCGGGAUCUGGGAUGGCAGGUUCAUCUGAUGUUUCCUGACCACGUCCCAAAGCCUUGCUGUGCUCCAACCAAAUUAAAUGCCAUCUCCGUGCUAUACUUUGAUGAUAGCUCCAAUGUCAUUUUGAAAAAAUACAGAAAUAUGGUAGUGCGCUCAUGUGGCUGCCACUAAUAUUAAAUAAUAAUAGCAACAAAGAAAAGAUCUGUAAUAAGGUUUAUGACUUCAAUAAAAAUUAUACUUUCAGACAAAAGGGGAACUUUGUAAAAUUAGUCUGGCUCUUUUCAUCUCUCUAACUAUGUACAAUAUCAUGUAUAUAGUCACAUUUAUUUAUUUAAAGGUAUAUAUUCUCUUUGUGGAUGCCUUGUCAAUAAAAUCUAUUUCAUAGUCACUACAUUUUACAACAAAUUGAUUGCCCAUUUAAACUUUUAAUGGGAUAUACAACAUCCCAUUCAAUUGCAUUUCAAAUGUUUUUCCUAGUACAGUUUUUAUAUAAUUUUCUGAAAUUAGAUAGACUUUUUGAUUGUUAAAUUCUGGUGAAGGAAACUAAAUGUAUUUGGAUAUGCUGUGCCAAUGAAAACUAUGAUAGGGUAUUUAUUUAGAUAUAAAAUUUAAAAAAUAAUAAUAACCUAAACUAAAAAGCUCAGAUAAACACAAUUUUUCUUGUAGUUUCUGCUUCAUUAAAUAAAGCAAAAUGUUACAUUGGAUUUGAAUAAAUAAACGGUAGACAGAAAGAACAUAUAAGCUGAAAGAUUGCACAUAAUUAUUGCAACGGUUUACUUUAACAGAAUUGGUGUAACUGUAGUAGCACGUUCCUUCUUGGGUUGUGGAUUGUAGAUUUUGCAAAGAGCUCAAAGCUUCAGAAUUCUGUAGAGACAGGCUUGAGCCUGUGUCCAUAACUUUCCAAGUUAACACUAAAAAAUUGCAGUACAACCUUCUUACCUCAAAUAAAUUAUGUCUGCCUAUUAUCUAGAACACUACUGCUGCAGAUUUUUUUCAGAUUUAAGAACAGUCCAAAAUAAAGAAAUAUUUACAUGUGCUCCACUUCCCUCCCCACAGACAAGCGUCACUGCAUGCAUGAAAUAUACUGGAGCAGAGAUGCCGACAGAGCCAUUUUCUUUCGCUUUACUUUAUAACUGAGUUUGCUGAUUGAUGUGAUGCAAGGGAUUUUAUUUAGGGUAAAAGCACUGAAACUAAACUGGAGGAAAUUACCAAAAAUCCCAGAAUGGCUAUGACAGAAUUGCCAUUUCGAAAGAACAGCUGAAAUCCAUUUUUCAUAUCUUUGAGAAUGAGCUCAAUGAAAACCUUAUUUUGUAAGGGGAUUUUGUAAACCUUCCUCCAAGCACAAAUAAUUCCAAAUGGGAAGGUUCUGUUGUGUGUAUGUGCAUGUGUGUUCUUCCCUCUGAAAUUAAUUUAUUUUCUUUCUCCGCCUUCUAAGGCUUGCUUUAUUUUUUUUAAACACACACUGACUUUUUGAAGAAUGACAUUUAGUUGAAUAACUUGCUAUUUAUGGUGGCUCCACGGUUAGACUUUUUUUUUUCUUCCAGUUACCUAAAAUAUUCAUAAAAUAACAUUUAUUAAUCACCCUUUUAAAUAAAAUUUAUAUUGGAAAUAGCUAAAAAUAUUAUGGGUUUGUA
Condylura cristata (star-nosed mole) is the source of this 2725-nucleotide messenger RNA. It is a transcript of the gene BMP5, whose product is annotated as bone morphogenetic protein 5. The coding region runs from base 9 to 1262 and encodes 417 amino acids. NCBI's taxonomy places the organism in Eukaryota, Metazoa, Chordata, Mammalia, Eulipotyphla, Talpidae. Gene Ontology annotation, molecular function: growth factor activity; cytokine activity. The transcript is spliced from 6 exons. The record is from RefSeq and is a predicted model, not a curated record. Gene Ontology annotation, cellular component: extracellular region. Gene Ontology annotation, biological process: SMAD protein signal transduction.